CCAGGAAUGCAGGAGGAAAUGAAAGAGAAUAAGCAUGGAACCCAAGACUUAAGCAACCAUGUCCAGCUCCGGCGAGGCAGAGCUCCUACACACAUUUAAGGGGAUUCCCUUUACCACCAGGUCUUCUCCAGAGCUUUUAAAAUCCUUGGAUACUUUUGAUGCUAGAGAAGAUGAUGUCCUUUUGGUUUCCUAUCCCAAAUCUGGCACUCACUGGCUUGCAGGAGUUAUAGCAAAGCUUUACAAUACUCAAGUCACAAUAACAUCUCCCAUUGAAUUUGGAGACAUUUCCCGACUGGAAGAGCUGAAUAAACUCUCAUCAAAGAGAAUCAUCCCAACACACUUAGACUACAACAUGUUGCCUCCAAAUUUUAAGAAAAAGAAAUGCAAGAUGAUCUACAUCAGCAGAAAUCCAAAAGACACUGCAGUUUCCAUGUUUCAUUACUACAGAGAUAACCCAAACCUUCCCACUGUAGACACCUGGACUGCUUUCUUUGACCUGUUCUUAAAAGGCAAUGUUGUCUGUGGAUCCUGGUUUGAUCAUUUCCUAAGCUGGGAAGAACAUGAAGAUGAGAACAACAUCCUCUUUUUGUUCUAUGAAGACAUGAAGAAGGAUCUCCCUAAGGUUGUAAAGGAAAUUACUUUGUUCCUGAGCUUAAAUGUCAGUGACAAUGAUAUCCAAGACAUCUGCAGGAAGUCCUCAUUCUCAGAGAUGAAGAAUGACGCAGAAAAGGAGAACAGCGAUCCCAGUCACACCGUGUGUGCUUUGACAUCCAACAGGAAACUGAUUUUCCGAAAAGGUGCUGUUGGUGAUUGGAAGAACUACUUCACUCCAAAACAGAACAUUAGGUUUCAGGAGAUAUUUAAUGAAAAAAUGAAGCUCAGCAAGAUGGCAGACAGUUUAAUCUAUGAGUGCUGA
This is a messenger RNA of Vidua chalybeata, 916 nucleotides long. Its product is annotated as sulfotransferase 6B1-like. The transcript has 7 exons. Gene Ontology annotation, cellular component: cytoplasm. The record is from RefSeq and is a predicted model, not a curated record. NCBI's taxonomy places the organism in Eukaryota, Metazoa, Chordata, Aves, Passeriformes, Viduidae. Gene Ontology annotation, biological process: sulfation. Bases 59 to 916 code for a protein of 285 amino acids. Gene Ontology annotation, molecular function: sulfotransferase activity.